AUGGAGCUGCAGCAGCACGCGGCCUCUAUGGGGCGCUGCCUCUUCUUCCACGCGCAAUACGAUGCGGCCCUGGGGGUAACCCUGGUUUUCCGCACCGCUACCGGGGAGGAGGGGUCCGCAGUGCCGCUGAGGGUCAUGGACGACAGCGGGGCCUCGUGCAACCUGAUGUCGCGUGCGUACGCUGAGCGCAUUGGCGCAGCCACGCGCCCCGUGGCGCGCCGCAUUUACGGGUCCACUGGCGGCAGCUCGUCCACGAGCACGGGCGUGGUAGCAGACCUGGUGGUCGCUGCAGGCACAGCGCAGGAGAGCAGGGUUGAGCAACAGCUAUUCCUGCUGGUUGAUGGGGUCACCCUCUUUGACGUGCUGGUGGGCAACAGGAUCACCCGGUUCGGGCCCCUGGAAAGUCACGUGGACGGGAAAACGCACCGCUACCACUACACGACCAGCCAAGGCGGCCGGGCGACCCUCCCCAUGGUGGCGUUAGACGCGGCCACGAGGGACGGUUCUGCGCAGGCAGCCGCCUCCUGGGCGGACCUGGCAGAAUUGUACGGCUGGCCCGCGCAUGCCAUGGCUGCAGGCAGCGAGUGGGAGGUUGCGCUGGCCACAGCUGCGGACAAAGGACCCCCGACGGCAGCGCCCUCAGGCGCGGACGACGAACUGCGCGCGAUCCUGCAGCUCCCGCCCGACGCCGCCUUGGAGCGUAGGCUGGCAGCCUGCGCGGCGGAGCUGAACGCACGGGACCAUUGGGCUGCCUGCAGCGCCACACCCAUCGUGCCCUACUUCGCUGCCGAGGAGGACCCCCUCACCCGGUGGGAGGCAGCCUUGGAGGACCCCAGGAUUGGGGGUACCCUGCGCGGGCUGUGUAGCGGCUUCUGGUGGGACAACGCAGUCGAGUGCCUGGAGGAGGUUGUGGUGUACGGCCGGCCUGUUUACACCCCCGCAGACGCGCCUUGCGACGUCGAGGAGCUAACCCUCCUGGGCUGGGCUCAGAACCUGGUCGAGUACCACCGCCCUGAGCUGCUGCCGCUAUGGAGCACGGAGGCAUCGCGCCUGCCGCGCCCUGUGUACCUGAGACGGCCCCUGACGGUGCAGCCGUGCGGGCCGCUGCUGGGCGAGGAGCCCCCCGACCGCCUGCCCGGCUGCGACUCGGCCCCCACCGCGCCGGCGGCUGAGGACGGGACGCAAACCGGCGCCGGGGCGAAUGCUGACCGCCUGCCCGGCUGCGACUCGGCCCCCACCGCGCCGGCGGCUGAGGUCGGGACGCAAACCGGCGCCGGGGCGAAUGCUGACCGCCUGCCCGGCUGCGACUCGGCCCCCACCGCGCCGGCGGCUGAGGACGGGACGCAGACCGUCGCCGGGGCGGAUGCUGUGGCGGCCGACGCGCCAGCAAGCGCAAGCGCAGGGACCGAGCCCGCGGGCGCUACCACGCCGUCGCCUGAGGCCAACCCCCCCAAAAGGGCGGCUGAGGGCUGGUGGAAGACCCAGUGGGGGCGUCGCCGGACGUGCUGGGAGGAGCCACAGGACGCCGUGGCCUGCUUCCUCUCUGAGGCCGCCCCAGCCGCCCGCUGGGGGGGAGUAGCGCUGCUGCUUAUGAACGUGGUGCUAUGGCACAUUCUGAGCGAGCAGUGGCUCUCCGCCAGCUUGGGGGCGGUUGCUGCCUCGGCAUGGGCCUGGCAAGGCGAAGCUUGCUUCCGCACCCUGGCGCUGCCAGUGGCACGCCUGGCGUGGCAUUGCGUCCAGAGCAGCCUGUGGGCAGCGCAGGCGGUGGAAGCCGCUCACCGCGUCCUGGUGUGGCGACCGCUGCGCUGCCUGGCCGCCGGCAUCGGGUGGUGGGUGCGGAGCGCCGCCCCUUAUUCCCUCCCGCCCAGCAGGGCACCCCCCCAGGGCCUCCUGACCCGGCAUCACGUGCGCCUGCGCAAGCGCGUGGCGCGUGUUGCGCGCGCUCCGGGCCGCCUGAAGAACAACCGUCAGAAACAUCGGGUUGCCGCCUUUCCUCGCACCCGCGCGAACGCCCCGGUACCGGCCUUGCGCGUGGCGGGCACGAGCCGACCGAGGCUUGCUUUGGCAGGGCUGACUCUCCUGGCCCUGCUUGCCGCCGGUGCCAUCGGCCUGAAUGCAGGGACUCUGUUUGCGCACACCGCCCCGUCCGCGCUGCCGGGCGCCGUCGCCGCCCUCGGGCUAGUGGGCGCCGCGCAGGGGCCCGCGGUGUGGGCCAACGCGACGGUGUCUGCUUUCGUGCCGGACGGCGCGUACCUGCCCCCGCCUGGCACCCAUUAUACCAAGGACGAUCAGUUUGGGUGGCUGUAUGGCAAUCACCGCGCGUUCACGCCUGACCACCUGGCUGAACUGCAGCAGACAGUGCGCUCCCUGAAGCACUGCUUUGCCUUUGAACUCUCUGACCUCACUGGGUACACCGGGCCCAUGGGCGACUUCCGCAUACGGCUUUCUCAUGAUCGAGCCAUCCACGAGGGCCCCAGACGUUGUUCCCCCGCCGAGCUACAGGUGCAGCUCAAGGCUGUGCGCGAGUGGCUGGCGGCCGGGUUCUGCGAGGUGUGCGUGGUUAACGGCCGAUACGCCUGCAACAUGGUGGUGGCGGCUAAGAAGGACGAGCACGGGGAGUGGACGGCUCUGCGCACGUGCCACGACCUGAGGCGCCUGAAUGCGGCUACCCUGCGGGAGGAGCACGGGCUGCACCACGUUGACGACCUGUUCCAGUGGCUAGGGGGCAAGAAGAUAUACACGAAGCUCGACCUGCGCUCGGGGUUCUAUCAGAUCCCUAUUGCGCCAGAGGACCGCGAUAAAACCGCUUUUUGGUGCGACCGCGUCCUGUACCGGUUUGUGCGCAUGCCCUUUGGGCUCAAGUGCGCCCCCAUCUUCUUCCAGCGCGCGGUGGACUGCUGCUUAGCAGAAGGCAAUUGCAUGGACUGCGCCCGCGGGUUUAUAGAUGACAUCAUCAUUGCCAGCGACACCCCCGAGGAGCACGUGCGUGACGUGGCACGGGUGCUCGAAGCCCUGAACAAGCACGGCUUGAAAGUUCACCCCCACAAGAGCGUGUUCGGGGCAGAAUGCGUCGAGUACCUUGGGCACAACGUGAGCCGGUACGGUCACUCCCCGACAGAGGCCAAAGUGGCGGCUAUCCAAAAGAUGCCCGCCCCCUCCAACGUGUCGGAGCUGCGCGCCGUUCUGGGCCUCCUGUCCUAUUACCGCUGCUACUGCCGCGAUUUCGGGGCCAUCGCUGCGCCCCUGACUGCGCUCACCGCCAAGAACUGCCGGUGGGAGUGGGGGGCCCCGCAGCACCAGGCGCUGAGCGAGCUGAAGAGCGAGAUCUGUGCGCCAGGCAAGGCGUUGCGCCCCAUUGAUUACUCCCGCCCUAUCUUCCUGCACACCGACUGGUCUUGUAAGGGCAUAGGUGCCGUGAUCGGCCAGAAGGACGCCGAUGGGCAGGAGUACAUGUGCGCAUGCAUCUCCCGCUCUCUGAACGCUGCUGAACAACGGUACGAAGCAUCCAAAGGAGAAAUGCUCGCAGCCGUCUGGGCCAUCAAACAGUUCAGACCCUUCCUGUAUGGGGUCCCCUUCACGCUGGUCACGGAUCACGCCGCGCUCAAGUGGCUUUUCACCAACCCGCACGUGACAGGGCAGUAUGCACGCUGGGCCGCCAUCAUUCAGGAGCACGAGCUGGCCAUAGAGCACCGCCAGGGGCAAGCCCACCAGAACGCAGACGCCCUCUCCCGCCUGCCGCUCCCUUGCACACAUGACGCGUCGGGCGCGCGGCUCGACCCAGAAGCACCUCUAGCAGCGCUAGCGGCCUCGAUCGUCUGCGGGGGGGGAAAUGAGCCCACUACCGGGCUUGCCCACGCGCUUGCCUUGAUGGCCGGGCCCACACACGAGCAAAUGAUGGCGGAUCCAGCAGCAGAGGCGAGCGCUGUGAUGGCUACCUGCUUGGAGCAGGCCCUGGCCACGGGCACCUCCUUUAUCGACACCUACGCCCCCACCUCAUUUAACCUCUUCAGCGGGCACAACGGCUCACUCCUCGACCUGGGCGAAGUGGAACCCUGGGCGGACGAGCCAGCCGCAAUGACAGCCAGGGAGCGUAUGCACCGCAAGGCUGCCAAGUGGGUGCGAGAGGCCAUGCAAGCGGACGCGCCGGCUCAGCCUUCGGCCCCGCUGGCUUGGCGCCCUGAGCCAGGCCCGGCAGAUGUCCUUGGAGUGCGGCCUACGAGCUCGCUCAACACCACCCCCCUUGCGCCCUCCUUCUUUGCCAAAGCCUUGGAGGAAGGGAUCGUGCUGUUCGAGCCCUUUGGGGGCUUGUGCGCGGGCCUCGAGAUGGUCCUGCGCGGGGGCGUGCCUGUGAAGCAGUACGUGUAUUGCGACAACCACCUGCCCUGCCAGGAGGUAGCGCGGCACAGGGUGGCAGCGCUCGCGGCCCGCUACCCCAGCCUGCUAUCGCUGGACGCCACCGCGCGCAUGCUCUCGAUCCCCCAGGACGUGCGCCUGAUCGGUGCUGCAGAGCUGGCGGCGGCCGGCGCACUGAACGGGUCCCAGUGGAUGGUGGUGGCAGGCUGGGAGUGCCAAGACCUGUCGGCUGCAGGCUCCGGCAAGGGGCUGCAGGGCCGGCGCUCUAGCACUUUCUACGACCUGCUGCGCAUAGUGGGCGCACUGCAGCAACUGCAGCGGAGCCGGCCGCCUGCUUAUCUGCUGGAAAAUACUCACAUGCACCAUUCUAAGGGGACCGUGCAGGCAAUCGACUACCCCGAGAUCUGCAGAGCCCUGGGGCGGCCAAUCUCCCUGGACGCCGCUCAGUGCGGGUCCUACGCCCACCGCCUGCGCAACUACUGGACCAACCUCGCCGACUCCGCGGUGGUAGCACAUGUGUUCGCAAAGGCCGUCAGGCGGGCGCCCGACCUCUACGUGGACUCCAUCCUCGAUGAAGGGAGAGUGACGCGCCCUGUCCAGUUCACCACGAGCAGCUCCCCGUCAGCGCCUUGGUAUGUGUGCAACAAGGGCUCAACGCAGAACCCUGGCAAGCGCUGUGCCCUCCCCACGCUGAUGGCCACCCAGCGGUCGUACAGCUUCAGGGAUGGCAAGGCCGGGUGCAUUUAUCAAGCCGGCACGCACCCCUUGCAGCUGGCCGAUCCCCCGGAGCCGAACGCGGACGAGCGUGAACGCGCCCUGGGGUACGAAACCGGCGCCACGGCGGCGCCUGGUGUGAGCACCGCCCAGCGGCAUCGUAUCACCGGCGGGUGCAUGGACGCCAACGCCUUGGAGCACUUGUUUGCCAUCAGCCUGUAUGUGACCCGCUGGGCCUGCCCCCCUGCCCCGCCCGAGAGCGGCCGGGUGACGUCACCAGUAGCCGCGGGCCCGGCCGGCACGCCAGCGGCCGCGCCCCUCGAGUCAUUCCAGCCAUGGAGCGACGCCGCCUCCGCCGCCCAGCACGCCCUUGCCGCGGCGGCCGAAAUUGGCGAGACGGGCCGCGACAUCUGGGAGGAUGAGGCUGCUCUGCAGUACCUGCGCUCGCGGCAGGUGCCGGAGGGCGCCACAGACGCCGAACGGCGGCGGCUGCAACGCCGCGCCCAGAAGUACACCUGGCAGUCCGGCCGCCUGUAUCGCCGCAUGGCUGACGGCUCGGUGCGCGUGGUGCCCACACCGGACCAACGGGCCGUGCUCGUGCAGCAGACCCAUGAGGGGCUGGGGCACCUGGGUACAAAGCGCACCGCAGCGCUCGUGGCCUCGAAGUUCUGGUGGCGCGGCAUGUAUGAGAACGUGACUGCGGUGGUCAGCACCUGCGAACCAUGCUCCCGCGCCAAAGCUUCCUUCAAUCAGAGCCAGCCGGAGCUCUGCCCUCUCCCAAUCAAGGGCCUCUUCUACCGCUGGGGCGUCGAUCUCGCCGGACCGUUCCCCAAAACCGCCCGCGGCCACGCUUACGCCAUGGUGUGCAUAGAGCAUUGGUCAAAGACGGUGGUCAUCACCCCAAUCCCUGACAAGGAGGCGGCGACGACUGCGUUCGCGUUUCUGCACAGCGUCCUCGCCCGAUUCGGCGCUCCCGCUGAGGUGCUCACCGACCAGGGCUCAGAGUGGUGCGAUGAGUUUCAAAGGCUGCUGACCGACACCUUUGUUGACCACCGCUCCACCAGCGCCAGCCACCCCGCCAGCAACGGCCUCACGGAGAGGGCAGUCCAGACCCUGAAGGGCGCCUUGGCAAAGCACUGCCUCGCUGAGGAAAGCACGGCCGACUGGGACAAGUACUGCGCGUGGCUCGCCCUGGGUUACAACUGCAGCCCGCAAGAGUCCACCCGCCUGGCCCCCUACCACGUCCUGUUCGGUCGCGCCCCCGCCAUUCCGGCGUCAGUCCAGGCGGUCAUCGCCGCCCCUUUGAGCUUUGACGACCCCCUGGCGGUGACGCUCGACGUAUUGCAGCGGGCCGAGGCUGUGCGCCGCGCCUGCCCCGCCAUCGACGAGAAUCUAGCCAUCGCCCAGCACAGGGACACGCAGCGGUACCAGGCGGUGCGCAGUGGCAUGUACGUGGGCGGCCAGGGCCCGCCGCUCGCUGCGGGCGACUUUGUGUGGCUCAAGCGCCACCAGACCAGCAGCACCCUACAGACAGGCACCAUGCCCCCCAUCCUCCGCGUGCAGAAGGUCUGGCCCGCGGGGAUGCUCACCCUCAUGGGCAAGUGCGGCCGCACCCUUAAGGCGCACGCCUCACACUGCGCGCGUUGCAGCCUCCCGAACAUCGACCCGACCGUCAACCCGGCUCUCCAGCCGUACGACCGCAAUUUGCAGUGCGAGGUGUGCCACAGCCCUCAGGGGGAGGCCUCCCUGCUGCUCUGCGACGGAUGCGGCCGGGGCUGGCACAACGGUUGCUUGGCGUCUCCCCUGACCGAGAUACCCCCGGCUGAGGAGGUCUGGGUGUGCCCAGACUGCCUGGCCAGUGGCGUCACAGAACUGGAGGCGGCCGGUCGCCGUGCUGCGGCCGGUCCAGAAGCCAGGCUGCCCGAGGGCGUCGUGUUCCCCAACGCCCGUGCCCGCCGAUACCUGCAAGAAUGCGCGGAACUAGAGGGUCGCGUCGUGGCCAAGCAGUUUGCUCAUCCAGUCCACCAGAAGCCCCACACCUACUGGGGCCGCGUCCACUUCCGAGGCAAGGAAGCCCGCCCCGAGUAUUUUCUGGUGAGGUACACGGACGGUGACGAGGAGACCAUGACGCUGCGCGAGCUGCGAAAGGUGUUGAAGCCCGACGGCGCCCGUAUCCCCGCUUCCGCUUACAACGAGCCCUCCCCGGCUGCGCGCCGACCGUCCCGGCGACCGCGUGGCGCCGUCGCCAACGUCACCGCCCCCACCUGGGUGGCAGACCGGCUCCACGCGGGCAUGCCCGGCACGUGGCCGCAGCCCAACCAGGACCGCGUCGCGGCCGCGGCCGAGGCGUACCUGCGUGGCGACCUACCAGCCCUGCCCUACCGCCCUGCAGCAGUGGAGCCCCUCCUGGCUGCAGUAGAUUUGCCGGCGUGUCUCACCGUCGCCGACCCCUUUGGUGACCACGCAGCGAUUGCCUCUGGCUUGACCAAAGCGGGCAUCAGCAUGGUGGUGGAUUAG
This is a messenger RNA of Monoraphidium neglectum, 7584 nucleotides long. RefSeq lists its product as hypothetical. Lineage: Eukaryota; Viridiplantae; Chlorophyta; Chlorophyceae; Sphaeropleales; Selenastraceae. The record is from RefSeq and is a predicted model, not a curated record. Gene Ontology annotation, molecular function: nucleic acid binding. Bases 1 to 7584 code for a protein of 2527 amino acids. Gene Ontology annotation, biological process: DNA integration. The transcript has a single exon.